AUGUCUUCCUCCGGUCCCCGUCUCGUGAGCGGUGCUGCCCACCUCUUCAACAAUGACCAGUUCUCCGAUCUGAAGAUCAAAUGUGAAGACCACCAAAUCCCCGCCCACAAAGUCGUGGUCUGCACUGCUUCAGAUGUUUUUCAUGCCAUGUGCACCGCAGGCUUCCAAGAAACCGAGGGCAACCUUAUCGACUUGUCCCACGACACCAAGCGUGUGGUAUACCGUAUGUUAGAUUUCCUCUAUCGUGGGGAGUACCAAGGGAUCGGUCAUUUGGACUACCUAAUUAUUGAUGAGGACCUCCUCGAAAAGGGUCGAGCACAGCAUGCACUCCUCCAUGCGGAGAUGUUCGCUGUAGCAGACAAAUACGACAUUGCCACACUCGGCGUGGUAGCCAUGAACAAAUUCGAAAAGGCCCUCAGCAAGAAGAAAUUCGGUAAUGGCCAUUACUUGGAUAUCAUCAAACAUGUCUACAGCACCACGCCGGAAUCCAACCGUGGCCUCCGCGACCUGGUCGUUUCUCACGCUCGAGCUCACGGCAACGAGAUUCAGAAAGACUCGAUACUCAACCCCCGCCUCGAGGAAAUUGUGUCCACAACUCCACAGUUCGCCUGGGACCUGAUCCAGACUUGUUUGCUACACACACCACUCAAUAGAUGCUCUGCUUGCAAGGCAGAGCUCAGAGACAACGUCAGAUGUUCAGGAUGUAUCAAGAAAGGACGAUCUCAGCAGUAA
Messenger RNA from Letharia columbiana, 732 nucleotides. RefSeq lists its product as uncharacterized. The record is from RefSeq and is a predicted model, not a curated record. Gene Ontology annotation, molecular function: protein binding. NCBI's taxonomy places the organism in Eukaryota, Fungi, Ascomycota, Lecanoromycetes, Lecanorales, Parmeliaceae. The transcript is spliced from 4 exons. Bases 1 to 732 code for a protein of 243 amino acids.